Messenger RNA from Symbiodinium sp. CCMP2592, 1548 nucleotides. The record is from the annotation of a GenBank genome assembly. NCBI's taxonomy places the organism in Eukaryota, Dinophyceae, Suessiales, Symbiodiniaceae.
AUGGCCGGCAGCAUCACACGCGAGGAAGUGGCGAAGCAUAACAAGGCUGAUGAUGCUUGGAUCAUUGUGGACGGCGACGUGUACGAUGUUACCAAGUUCGCUGGAGUUCAUCCCGGUGGCACCAAUAUCCUUUUGGAAUAUGCCGGCAAGGAUGCGACGGAGGACUUCUUUGGACUUCAUCGCGUUGAGGUUUUGGACAAGUACGCGCGCCUCAAGAAGGGUCGCCUGACGGAUGCCGGCCCUCCUCCCAAGCAGGUGAUGGAGCGCGUCACAGAAGUCAGCAAGGUGCCCUUCGCAGAACCCAGCUACAUGCAGGGCUUCAAGUCUCCCUACUUCGAUGAGUCUCACGUGAAGCUGCGUCUGGCAGCUCGCAAGUUCUUCAGCGGCGAAGCCCGCGAGGAGGCUCUGGAGUGCGAGGUGAAGUCGACGCCACCCAGCAAGGAGAUGCGAAAGCGCAUGGGCGACCUGGGCCUCAUUGCCAUGGUCCAGGGCCCCGGCGAACACUUGAAGAUUCCCGCGAGCCUCUGCGGCGGCGUCGUGAAGCCGGAAGAGUUCACCUACUUCCACGAGCUGGUGGUUCAAGAGGAGCGAUGCCGUGCCAUGUGCCCCGGCUACGAGGAUGGCCUGGAUGGCGCGGUUUCCAUUGGGCUGCCUGUGCUGCUCAAGUAUGGCUCCGACUGGAUGAAGCAGGAGGUGGUGCCCCCCAUCGUCAAGGGAGAACAGACGGUCGUCUUGUCUAUCACUGAGGCCUUUGCUGGCUCCGACGUGGCCGGACUCCGCACCACCGCCGUGCUUGAUGAAUCCGGUGAGAACUAUAUUGUCAACGGCACCAAGAAGUGGAUCACAGGCGGGAUGUAUGCGGACUGGUUCGUCACGGCGGUGCGCACAGGCAAGGCCGGCGCCGGAGGCAUCUCCAUGAUGCUGAUCCCGCGCUCCGACGCCGUGCAGACUACGGUUAUGAAGACCAAGUACUCCAGCUCCGCUGGCACCGCCUACGUGACCUACGAAAACUGCAUCGUUCCCAAGAGGAACAUCAUUAAGGGGGUCGACAAGGGCUUCCAGAUUAUCAUGUCCAACUUCAACCAUGAGCGAUGGAUGAUUACGGCCGUGAGCAUCGCCCGGGCACGUUUUGCCACAGAGGAGACCUUCAAGUGGUCGAUGCAGCGAAAGGUCUUUGGAAAGCCCCUCAUCGAACAGGCAGUGAUCCGUGAGAAAUUGGCGCAGAUGUUUGCAGGCAUCGAGACCUGCACACAGAUGCUGUGGGAUAUCACCUACAACAUGACCCACGUGGGGACCCAGGGUCCUGAGAUUGGAGCGCGCAUCGCCCUCUGCAAGUAUCAGACGACUCGAAUGAACCAUCUGGUCUGCGACAAUGCAGUGCAGGUCUUCGGAGGACGUGGCGUGACACAAGGUGCCAUGGGCCGUGCUGUGGAGAUCUUCUCGAGGAUGUACAAAAUCCCUGCCGUCUACGGCGGCAGCGAGGAGAUCAUGGCUGACCUGGCGGUUCGGACUGCCAUCAAGGCGUACCCGAAGACCGCUCGGCUGUAG